AUGGACAUGGCAGAAAGCACAGGUACUUCCCAGCCAGAACCUUGCAAUACCCAGCCUUCCCCUGUGAAGUCUAGCCAGGUUGUUUCAGGUCAGAGCUCAGAAAUGCCUACCUUGGAACAAACAGUGAUGGCAUCUGCAUUCUGUAGCACACAUGAAACAGCCUGUACUCAGAACUCAACAGAAAACACAGGAAAAGGCAUUGAUUUCCAUUUUGGAGAGCCAUGUGAGACUGCUUCUGUAAACCAGCAAGUUGUGUCUGCUGAGCAGAAAAAAUCCCCUUCAGGCUCUCAGCAUAUGAAUCUCAACUGCACCUACAAGAAUUACCACCUUCAUCCCCAGAAGACAGCAGUACUUGACACCAGGGAGAAUCUCUACAAUGAAGACUACUGGAUGAGGACACUGAGCCCUGACAAGACUCACUUGAUCCAAAAUAUAGCCAUGUGGAAGAGUCAGAGUAUCACCUGUGGUAAUCAUCAAAUUGAUGUCUCUGGAAGCCAAGCAGACCAGGACUCAAAUGUGGAUCAAUUCAAAUGUGCUUCUGUAUGUAACCAGACUUUCAAAGAAUACCUUGAGAAGGCUUUCAAUGGUGACCAGACCUCCUACUACAGUCAGACAAGAACCAGGAAUAGAGGGCAUCCGACUGACUAUAGAAGUCAGAUGACAGCACUCAGUUGUAGCCGGGCCCUUCAUUCCAAUCAAAUCAUAACCUCCUUUUCUGAACAGAAUCUUUUGGGGGAUUCACAGUGGAACUUAGUAGCUCAUAACAGAUCCUAUCAGAUGACAUCUUUCAGUUGUCAGAAUGUUUGUAACAGUCAGGAGAAUCUCCUCAGUGGUGAGCCCUCCCUCUCUGGGUAUCAGACAUCAGGCUACAGAUGUGACCAAGAUUUGAUUGGGAAUCACGAGGUGACAAGUCCAAUUGAUGGCCAGCCUCUCUAUGACUUUCAAAUACCAACCACCAGUUUUGACACAACUCUUCAUGGAACUACGAGGACAACAUCCAGUGCAGAAGACAACCUGGCUUGGCAUUCAGAGAUAAGUUCCAGUUCUGAAGAGUCAUUCUACUUGGGUCAGAUAAAGACCUCUGUUGAUCAGAAUGUCUACCCAAGUCAAUGUGGAACACCCAAUAUUGAAGAAAGCCUUGAGCAUCAGGUGACUUCAUUUAGUAACAAAGCCCCUCAUGUGGGUGAAUCCGCAUAUCAUUCAAGUUCCCCUUUGAUCCAAAGACAAGCUCAGGAAAACUCUUUAGCUUCCAGAUUGGUCCAGGGACAGCAUCCAGAAAUGAACUUAGACCUCAAGACCCAGAGUCUUGUGUCCUUGAAAACCACUCAUCCUUUGAAGUGCUACUCCUGUACCUACCAGGAUUGUAACAAAUCUUACAAAAGGGCUCAUGGCCUCAAAAACCACAUGAAGAAACACACUGGUGAGAAGCCUUAUGCAUGCAGUAAGCCUGGAUGCAAAUGGAAAUUCUUCACCUCAGGAGAACUUAAGAGACACAAACAAAAGCACAGUGACGUGAGGCACUACCCAUGUCCCAUGUGCAACAAAAGCUUUUCCAGAUUGGAGUACCUCAAACAGCAUGUGAGGUGCCAUAUUCCAGCAUCACUUACCACUACAACCUGA
Grammomys surdaster is the source of this 1620-nucleotide messenger RNA. Its product is annotated as Kruppel-like factor 18. The coding region runs from base 1 to 1620 and encodes 539 amino acids. Lineage: Eukaryota; Metazoa; Chordata; Mammalia; Rodentia; Muridae. Gene Ontology annotation, molecular function: RNA polymerase II cis-regulatory region sequence-specific DNA binding; DNA-binding transcription factor activity, RNA polymerase II-specific. The transcript has a single exon. The record is from RefSeq and is a predicted model, not a curated record. Gene Ontology annotation, biological process: regulation of transcription by RNA polymerase II.